This is a messenger RNA of Camellia sinensis, 1053 nucleotides long. RefSeq names its product flavonoid 3',5'-methyltransferase. The record is from RefSeq and is a predicted model, not a curated record. NCBI's taxonomy places the organism in Eukaryota, Viridiplantae, Streptophyta, Magnoliopsida, Ericales, Theaceae. Gene Ontology annotation, molecular function: S-adenosylmethionine-dependent methyltransferase activity; O-methyltransferase activity.
UAAAUUUGUUCUUUAGUGUGAAAUAAAUAAAUAAAAUUGUGAGUUUUGAGAAGCUUUGCAGCCAUGGGAGACUUGAAGAUGAAGAACAUCCUCCGAAGUGAAGCCCUCACAAAGUACAUUUUGGAAACUAGUGCAUAUCCCAGAGAGCAUCAACUACUCAAGGAACUCAGAGAGGCCACUGUCAAUAAGUACAAGGAAAGGAGUCUAAUGAGUGUGACCGUUGAUGAAGGACAACUAAUCUCAAUGCUUCUAAAGAUCAUGAACGCCAAAAAGACAGUGGAGAUUGGGGUUUUCACUGGGUAUUCUCUCCUUACUACCGUUCUUGCUCUCCCACAUGAUGGCAAGGUAAUAGCAAUAGACCCAAGGAGAGAAGCCUACGAGGUAGGGCUACCAUUUAUUAAGAAGGUUGGUGUGGAGCAUAAGAUCAACUACAUUCAAUCCGAUGGCAUGACUGUUCUAAACAACCUCCUCACAAAUGAGAAACAAGAAGGGUCUUUCGACUUUGCAUUUGUGGAUGCUGAUAAGGAAAACUAUAUGAAUUACCAUGAGCUCCUCUUGAAAUUGGUUAAGAUUGGAGGCAUCAUAGCAUAUGACAACACUUUGUGGAAUGGCAGUGUUGUCCCUUCCAAGUAUGGAGAAGAAGCAGAGGACUCUGCAAGGGAUGCUCUGAGAAAGUUGAACAGCUUCUUAGCUUCAGAUUCUCGUGUCGACUUAUCUCACGUUUCCAUUGCCGAUGGCCUCACCCUCUGUAGGCGGCUCUCUUAGCAAAAACAAAACUUCAAAAAUGGAAGCAGUUUCUGUAAUUACUAGUGCCUAAUAAAACCAACAGGUGAAUGCUGGGCUUAAAAAUAGGAUUCUCAAGGCUGCUCUUUUUUCUUCUUUUUUUUAUUUUAUUUAUUUAUUUAGUAAGAACUCACUUUCGCGAUCACUUUGUUGACUUUGUUUGAUGCCGAUACUAUUCAGGGGCGGUGUUAGGGUAAUCACUUGACUACCCUGAUAGUUAGCUCACCAUAGUACAGCAUUAAUGACAUAAUAAAUAAAUAAUUCACUUGA